AUGCGUGCCAAACAUGCCAAUUCAUUUUGCGAAUGGGUUGUGGGCGCGAACCUUACCCGCCGCAAGAAGUCCUCGCGUCACAGAACAGUCGCCAAUCUCUGCUGGGAGACCGACGAUGAGAAUGACACCGACACUGUGUCUCUUUCAAUUCCAAGAGCGGAUCGACUAGCAAAGCUUGCGCGUGUGGCCAACAAAAAACGAGUUCACUUUGCAGAGGACUCGGCUGAAGAUGCAACAGAGGUUAGUGUCAGCGAGAGCAUGAGUGAAUCAGAUCAAGCUGCAGACACGAUGUUUGACUCGGACUGCCCUUGUAACAAGUGCGAAACACAGAAAAACAUACUGAACAACAUGAAACAGGCGAAAAAGGACGCAGGCACAACCGAUACCGAGGUCAGUAAAGGCGAAAGCACAGCUGAGAGCGGCAAUGAUACGGAGGAUGACAUCGUCUCGGACUGCCCUUGUGGCAAAUGCAUAUCUGCAAGAAAGACACUAAGCAAGAGGAAACAGGCAAACAAGGAUUCUGGAUCCGAGCCAGAGUCGGAUGCUGAGAUCCACGCUAAACAUAAGGAGAAGAAGGCGAAGGAGCAAGCAGCAAAGGUGAAAAAUUCCAAGGAGAAGCAGGCCAAUGAGAAAUCCACGUCUGACGAGAAGGGGGGCGAUGACGGCAAAGGCAAGAAGACCAAAAACAAAAAGAAGGAGUCUGAGCCUGAGUCCAAGCCUGAAGAGAAAUCCAACGCCGAGUCCGAAACCGCAGUAGAAUCGAGCGCUUCCGAAGACCAAAGCAAACGUACCACCAAGUCCAAGAACGACAAGCAGAAAGGCAAGGGGGGCAAGAAGCCACAAGUAGAGACUUUUGAGGAAGAGUCCGAAGCAGUCGAGACCGAAGAGGAGAUUCCAAGGGCCAAGAACAAGAACGAGACUAAAAAACAGGAUGAACGUGCCAAGAAGAAAUCCAAGGACAGCCAAAAAGAUCAAAACGGCAAUUAUGGGAAGAAGAGCAAGAAAGGCGAACAACAAGUCGGUGGCUCUAAUCAGAAAGUAGAGCUCGUCGAAUCCGCUCCGCCCAAAAAGAAGGACAAGAAAACGAAAUCUUUCUCACAACCCCUACCUCGCCGACCAGAAUUGCUCAUGCCAAUCAAUGCUCAAGUCCUUCAGAUCGAGCACUCCGUUGAAUGUGCUGACGACCCGCGCCCUAACGCAUUUUACGAUGCUGAGCAUGGUGUUAUGCGCGUCUACCAUGGCGGUGCUUAUGGAAACCCUUGCGGGGCUCUGUAUCCUAAACGUUGGUCGAACAAUAUGCCCCUCGGUGUUCCGCAUCCCUCACAGAACCCAUGGAUGUACGGGUUUCCUCCAUCUCAAGGCCCAGUUCCUCCACCGCCGCCGGGUUGGGUCCCACCAGUCGCUCAAGGACCCGGUCCUGGAAACCCUUGGUUUCAAGGAAACUUCACCACGCAGGUUCCUGGUCCGGUUACUCCCAAGCCCGGGGACCAACGUGCUAUCUACAAUACGUCCCCAUCCCUCCGGGCGGCGGCAAAUAAAAAUUCGAACAACGUCGGGCCUUUCGCGCCACGUCCCUCUCCAGCGAAAAACGGCGGAUCGAAACAGAAGGAUACCCAGGGUGCUCAGGGCCCCCAAGGCUCCAAUGGAACGGCCAACGAUGCAGGAAUCGGCGGGUGGAGUCCGAUGCACAGCAAGAAGUUACAUGAGGCCUUGGAAAAGGCCAAGAGCCAGCGUGGUAGUAAUGCAGGUAGUCAGAAGAACGAUGACGGUUGUGGUACAAGUGGUGCGAAUGGCGGCAAGGACAAUGGCAAUGCUCAGUCGAACGGUAAUGAGUGGAGUAUGGGAGGCAAUGCCCAGAACAAUAAUAGUGCUUAUGGAGGUAAUCAGGGCAACAACAUGCAAAAUAGGACGGCUGGUUACGACGAAUGGGGAACAAAUGAUAAUCAGAACAACGGUACUGGUACUGGAGGAUGGGGCGGCGAGAAUACGUGGAAUGCCAACGACAACGAGACCUCGAACAAUAAUACAACUGGCGGCGUGGGAGACAACAGUGCCAAAGCCAACCAGAAUAAUGGCACGAGUUGGGGAAGAAACGAUGAUCAAAGCAACAACGGAAAAUCUGGCGGUUCACAGGCGAAGGGCUCUCCGUCCAACAAGCCGCCUUCCUCUGGUGGCAACGUAGGCCCUACAAACAACGGAAACGGCAACGGCAACAAGGGCACUCAGUCCAACAGUUCCAACGAGUCUAUGCCGGGCGCCUGGCCUCGAUCCUCUGGCGGAAAUGUCUUUGGCUCAACCCAAGCAUCAAAUCAAGGUCCCCAAAACUCUCCGACACAAGCCCUACCAUCUUCAGCUGGUAACGUGGCUGGGAAUGGCGACUGGGGAGAAACGGCCAACAAUAAUAAUUGGGGGAAUAAUGAUGCUGCGAACGAGACCGGCGGUUUCUGGGAUAGCAAGGAGGGACAGGCUGAUCUGAACCGGGUUGAUCCGGUGGAGUGGUAG
Truncatella angustata is the source of this 2502-nucleotide messenger RNA. RefSeq lists its product as uncharacterized. Bases 1 to 2502 code for a protein of 833 amino acids. The transcript is spliced from 2 exons. The record is from RefSeq and is a predicted model, not a curated record. Lineage: Eukaryota; Fungi; Ascomycota; Sordariomycetes; Amphisphaeriales; Sporocadaceae.